GAAAAAUAUAAUUAUUUAAAAUUUGUAAAAAUAGAUUCCUACAUUUUCAACAAUGUGAUAAUAAAGUAUAACAAAAAAUAUUACGCUUGUGUUUUGAUUAUUUAUUUGUUAAUUUUUUAUUUAAAUGGAAAUAGACACGAAGAAAGAAGAGUGCAAAAAGCAAAAAAUGGACGUACCAAUAUUAGUUCAAGUGACUAAAGGGGAAAAUUUAAUUUACGAAACAAUUGGAAGGAAAAUUGUUGACGAUGAUAAUUUAAAAGCAUUACGCAAAAGCGCGGAAGAAGUUCAAAAAAAUUUAAAUUCUUAUUUAACAAAACUUGUAGAUGAAGAAAAAAAAAUUCAACCUACCGAAAAAUCUAAAGAUGAAAGCAGUGAUUCUGAGAAUAUUUCGGACGAGGAAGAAGAUGAAGAUGUAAAUAAUUUGUUAAAAACAAUUUCUUCAAAAAAAUGUUAAUUUAAGUAUAUAAAAAUUUUUUAAAUAAAUUAAUUUUUCCACCUA
Messenger RNA from Leptopilina boulardi, 499 nucleotides. RefSeq lists its product as uncharacterized. NCBI's taxonomy places the organism in Eukaryota, Metazoa, Arthropoda, Insecta, Hymenoptera, Figitidae. The transcript is spliced from 3 exons. Bases 125 to 454 code for a protein of 109 amino acids. The record is from RefSeq and is a predicted model, not a curated record.